AUGUAUCAGGUACAGCAAGAGGCUCUACAGAAUAAGACACUAGUGGUGUUUAGAGUUAGGAUCGGUGACCACAUGACUGGAGGAGAUAUAUUUGGUAUUGUACAUGAAAAUACUUUGUUGAAGCACCGACUUGCACUUCACCCAAAGGCUCGGGGAACUGUCACAUAUAUAGCACCCCCAGGAAAUUACAGUGUUACUGAUGUUGUGUUGGAAACAGAGUUUGAUGGAGAAAAAUCACAGCAUACUAUGUUGCAGAUUUGGCCUGUGAGACAAAUGAGACCUGUGGCAGAAAAGUUAGCAGCUAACUAUCCUCUGUUAACAGGCCAGAGGGUAUUAGAUGCUCUUUUCCCGUGUGUUCAAGGAGGAACAACAGCUAUCCCGGGAGCCUUUGGUUGUGGCAAAACUGUUAUCUCCCAGUCCCUCUCCAAGUUUUCCAACUCUGACGUCAUUAUCUAUGUAGGAUGUGGAGAAAGAGGAAAUGAGAUGUCUGAAGUAUUAAGAGAUUUUCCAGAGCUAACAGUUGAGAUUGGAGGAGUAACAGAGUCCAUUAUGAAGCGUACAGCUUUGGUCGCCAAUACCUCCAACAUGCCUGUAGCUGCCAGAGAAGCUUCAAUUUAUACAGGUAUCACGCUGUCGGAAUAUUUCCGCGACAUGGGUUAUCACGUGAGUAUGAUGGCUGACUCCACGUCUCGUUGGGCCGAAGCUCUUCGUGAGAUUUCUGGUCGACUGGCAGAAAUGCCCGCAGACAGUGGUUACCCAGCAUACCUUGGUGCCCGACUGGCUUCGUUCUAUGAGCGCGCAGGUCGUGUUCAAUGCCUCGGAAACCCACAGAGGGAGGGAAGUGUGACAAUUGUCGGCGCAGUAUCCCCUCCUGGUGGAGAUUUCUCAGACCCCGUGACUUCUGCUACGCUGGGUAUUGUCCAGGUAUUUUGGGGCUUGGACAAGAAACUUGCUCAAAGGAAGCAUUUUCCGUCCAUCAACUGGCUGAUCAGUCACAGUAAAUACAUGAGAGCGUUGGAUGAUUUCUACGAGAAAAACUAUCCAGAAUUUGUGGCGCUCAGAACAAAAGUCAAAGAAAUCUUGCAAGAAGAGGAAGACUUAUCUGAGAUUGUACAGCUUGUGGGAAAGGGCUCAUUGGCCGAGUCAGAUAAGAUAACACUUGAAGUAGCAAAGCUGAUCAAGGAUGACUUCUUACAGCAGAACGGCUACUCGUCAUAUGACCGUUAUUGUCCGUUUUACAAGACAGUCGGCAUGCUGUCCAACAUUGUAGCGUUUUACGAUAUGGCUCGGCACGCUGUAGAGACAACGGCUCAGUCUGAUAACAAGAUCACGUGGGCGGUGAUUAAGGAAAAUAUGGGGCAGAUUAUUUACCAGUUGUCAAGUAUGAAAUUUAAGGACCCUAGCAAAGAUGGCGAGAGAAAGAUCAAAGCGGACUUUGCAGAACUCAGUGAACAAAUGCAGCAGGCUUUCCGAUCUUUGGAGGACUAGAAAUUCCAUCUCUUCUUUUAAAUACGGACAACUGAUAUUGGCUUCAUGUACACUUCUUAUUUGGACAAAAUGGAAACUAAUAUAAGGAACGAUAUAAUUACCCUAAGUGAAACAAUAAGCGUUCCAUUGAUUUGCGUCGUAUUCAGAUUGUUCGAAAUUCUUGGUCAGAUUAUGUUGUCGUUAGUGAGUGAUUAGGAGUUUAAGCAAACCCGACGGCAACGCCAAGGGCAACUUGGGUUAUAAAAAUGAAUUUAUAUUCAAACUACGAGUCUCGAGAGAAUCUAGACUCAUUCAGUUUGUCUAUCACUGUCAAAACUACCCCAAAACUGAAUAUGUAAGACAGAGGUGAAGUUCGAAAAGAGAUGUUAAAAAUUGGCCUUCUUGAUUCACAUUCUGUAGAUUAUGAGGAGUGUGGUCAUUUCACGUUCUUGUUUUGUAGCGAACGGCAAAGAAAUGUACCAAGAAUUACAACGCACGUGUACAGCCAUUUUACUGCUCAUAAAAUCUUUUUAUUAGUGACGCUGCCGUUUCCGUUGCCGUUGUGGUUUGCUUAAACUACUCCCUAUUGCGUACAGCUCAGGAUAUCCCCCUGGCAUGCUGCAUGCAUAGUCAGCGUAACGAGUACGUUUCGUCGGAAAUCCUCGUAAUCCCCGAACACUCCCGAUUACAACCAGAAACUGGCGCGAGCACGCAUGACCGAGUCGAGCAGUUUACGUUGCUUAGCGACUGUCUCUGACCAAUAGCACGGGCUCAGUUAAAGGUUUCCGAGCUGCCUUGGUUUUUGUUUUCCCGCCCCGCCUGAGAGAAAAAUUUAAAGUUAAGUGUAGCUUUAUUAUUUUUCUUGUAUAAUUUGAGAUUAUGCUUACAAUAACUUGGGCUAGUUGAGUGGUUAGUUAGCAAUGUGUGUUUUCAAAGUUUCGUGCCAAAGUAGGUCCUGGAAUUGUUGUGAAUGGCACACUGGAGUUAGUAAUGGUUUUGUAAUUUAUUCUUUACACUAGAUCAUAAAUUUAGUCCAGAUUAAAUAAAUUAUUCACAAUCGAUUUUGAUGUAUAACUUAGAUCUUCCAAAGUUAAUUUCGGGACUGAUCGACCACAGACCCAGAGGGGGAGUAUGUAAUCAUUUAAAUUAGGAAUUUUAAAAUUAUUCGUUUUGCAUUUUUACUCCUCCCCCUCUGCUCUUAACGAACAAAACAAGACAUGGAUACUAAAUACCUGCUAAAUGGCGUUUAAAGUUUGUAAAUUUUGACAGUGAUCGCGGAGUUAGUAAUGUUUUGUAGGAUUAUCACUAUAAGGUAAUCUGUGAUUCUAGGCUAUUUGUAUUGUGAUCAGUACUUGUGUGUUAUGUGCUGAAGAUGGAAUGAAGCAAUGGAAUUCGUGUAUUUAAAUUCAUUAAAUUGUAUUUCAAUGUU
Messenger RNA from Orbicella faveolata, 2896 nucleotides. RefSeq names its product V-type proton ATPase catalytic subunit A. Gene Ontology annotation, molecular function: ATP binding; proton-transporting ATPase activity, rotational mechanism; ATP hydrolysis activity. The record is from RefSeq and is a predicted model, not a curated record. Gene Ontology annotation, cellular component: lysosomal membrane; proton-transporting V-type ATPase, V1 domain. Gene Ontology annotation, biological process: ATP metabolic process; proton transmembrane transport. NCBI's taxonomy places the organism in Eukaryota, Metazoa, Cnidaria, Anthozoa, Scleractinia, Merulinidae.